CCACACUGCUGCUCAGUGCUGCCCCGAUACGGUCAGAUCUUCGGUUAUCAUGUUUUGACGGAAAAAUUGGUGAUAAAAUUAAGAGGUAAUAUUGAUUAAAGUACGGAAAAUAUCGCGAAUUUAUUAGUGUUAAUCGUUGUAAAACGGACGCAGUGAUAAAUUCUAUUAUUAUAAUACAUUCUUAUGCUACAUACAUUACGCAAGUGUUUCUAAUAGAACGCGAUAUUUUAUAGGUUAUGUUCUUAUUUGACUAUCCUGUUUAUCUAUUCUGUUUCGCGAGUUUCUGCUGUAUUUCGCGGAUUUUUUUUGGAAAUCACAACAAUUCAGUGAAGUGUUAUUAACGCAUUUGUGUGAAAACAAGUGUCUGUGAACUUAUUUAUUGAGAGUCGUUAUAAGCUAUCGGCGAAAUGGCGGAAGAAGUGCAAAGCAUCAAUCAUGAUUCCGGCAUGGAUGAGAAAUACAGGGUGUACGCGAGUAUGUCGUUUGCUGUGCUGCUGUUGGGAGUCGGUGUGCCUCUCUGGUGGUACACCACGGCGGUGCCUCGUGUCGCACUUCCUUAUGCUGAGAUCGACGAAUUGUGGGAGUUGGAUAUAAGGAUCACCACGAAGAUCACCGUCGCGGCGUUUUCGCGCAAUCGUGCCGAGUUGCUCACGCGCGAAAUCAGGCGAGCAUUCGCGAACGCUGAAAUCUAUCAGCUAGAUGUGGAGUAUCAAGUGAUUUCCAAUAGUCUGCUGGCAUCCGCUUUCACAUAUCACGAGUUCGAGAAGGUGGCUUCAACCUUUGAUCUAGACGUGGGCGGCUUGCUGUUGCUGGAAGCGACACAUCUGAAUGUUCCCGUUCUAGUCGGCUCCAAAAGAACAUUGUACUUCUCAACCGAAACCAGCGCUGCUAAAUUGAUACAAGUGCUGUCAGAAUGGAUUCUACAUGAUAAAUCAUUGGCGUUAACAAAGAAUGCGCUUGCCGAGCCUACUGUAUACAGUUUGGACGAGGAGAAUAGGAGGCGAUUCCCAGCGAGUCCGGCAUACGACAUCCUAAUUACGCUAGUUAAUCCCGAUCCUGAGAAACUGAAGGUCGUUUGGGAUCUAAAGAUGAUAACCGAAGAAUAUAUGGAGCCAUUCUUGGAUGAAUUGUCCAUCUUGAGUAAUUUCUCAGUCAAGUCGCAAUGGUUGUACCUGCUGCCGUUGGACGUGAAUCCUAAACGUGUGCCUGAUAGCAGCCCGAGUCGCAGACACUUUGCCCUGCGCGAAAGCGUUCUGCCGCAGCUCGUGACGCCGUUGGAGAAAAAAUUAGCAUCACAGGUUAGUCUCCAUCCGUGUGUCAAUUUGGUCGUCUACACUGUGCCAUGCGACAGUGCGCCCUUGCACAUCUACACCCGCAGCGGAGACAUAUCGCGAACGGACAGCAACAUAGAAGCCUUUCUUUCUCCGAGAUGGGGUGGUGUAGUUUUGAUCAACCCACCGUCAGAGGUUUGCGAGAAUGCACAGGAAAAUGAAGCCGUUACCAUCGUUCCCGAGGAAACUGCCGUAGUAGGCACGUUCCUAGCACAGCUCAGACUAUUGCUCGGCAUCCCAGAGACGAAACCUAUUAACGGAGUGACGGCGAUGCCGUUGGUGGGAUUAAGGCCGCGCGACUGGGAGAUUGAUUCCUUACUGAGGUUUCGUACCGUUGAGCAAUUGACUUCGGCGAAAUUGACCCUGCAAUCGCUGGCGCAGCUACUAGAGGAAAUCAGCAACAUUGUCAUCACGGACGUAGUGGGAAAUAGGAUUAAGUCUGCGCUCAGAUUGGUGCACGAGUCUGCCGAGUGUCUGCGACGCGGCGAUCUUGAGCGUAGUUUCAUCCUCAGCAAGGAGGCCUUUGUCACUGCCGAAGCAGCCUUCUCCGAUCCAACGCUCUUGGCGCUUCUCUAUUUUCCAGAAGAUCAGAAGUAUGCAGUGUAUAUUCCUCUGUUCCUGCCGGCGAUGAUACCGGUCUUGUUAUCGCUCAAGAAUAUACAAAGAUACUACUUUCCUCAAAAAGGUAAUAAGUAGAAUAAAAUGGCGAAGGUCGGAUAAUGAAAAGCAUUUAUCUGAUCGAUAAUACGGUGAUUACGUGUGUACAAUAAAAUGUGCUAUCGCUUGUUUAAGAUCAUUUCGACCAAAGGUAAUGUCCAGCAAUAAAAGCUAUUUCGUACUUUGUUACCACUUUUAUAGCAUAAAAAGUCAAGUUUUGUGUAUGAAGUGAUAUCGAUCAUUUAUCGUAAAAAGCUAUUAUCUAAAAGCUUUUUUUUUCUACGCAUAUAACGCUCAACGUUAUAAGCGGUAACCAUAAUCUUUAAAUAUUUUCAACACGAUGGAGAUGCAUUACGUAAAUUUAGGUGUACUCAAAGCUGACACUGUUAGUCGGGAUCAUGUAUUUUUAAUGAUCAUUAAGUAUGAAAGUAACUUUUUAAACAUUUUUACUCACCGUCGUGUGUUACCGGCAACUUUAUCGCAUCGGGAUCUCGUGCGAAGAGAAAAAACGUUGGAAAGAAACGCGUGAGAAACGGUGAUAGUUUUGUUUUAUUUUUGAAAAGAAAAUGUUGAAUGAAAUAUGUGUACGUGAAACCAUUCGUGCAAAAAAAAAAGAAGAUAUAAUAAAUGAUUUUUCUCUUGA
This is a messenger RNA of Linepithema humile (Argentine ant), 2631 nucleotides long. It is a transcript of the gene PIG-S, whose product is annotated as phosphatidylinositol glycan anchor biosynthesis class S. The record is from RefSeq and is a predicted model, not a curated record. Gene Ontology annotation, biological process: attachment of GPI anchor to protein. NCBI's taxonomy places the organism in Eukaryota, Metazoa, Arthropoda, Insecta, Hymenoptera, Formicidae. Gene Ontology annotation, cellular component: GPI-anchor transamidase complex.